AUGGAUUGCAAACCCUUAACAUUUUUUCUUUUCCUCUUCUUUAUUUCUCUCACAGAGUCUACUAUCUAUCCGUCCAAUGAAGUUAAUCUGUUGGAUUCCAAAGCAAGCCAAGGGGAGCUGGGGUGGAUAUCAUCUCCAUCACAUGGGUGGGAGGAGAUCAGUGGAGUGGAUGAACACUACACGCCCAUCCGGACUUUCCAGGUGUGUAACAUCAUGGAGUACAGCCAGAACAACUGGCUUAGGACCAACUGGAUCCCACGCAAGUCUGCCCAGAAAAUCUAUGUGGAGCUCAAGUUCACCCUGAGAGACUGCAACAGUAUACCCUUGGUUUUGGGGACCUGCAAGGAGACGUUCAACUUGCACUACUUGGAGACGGACGAGGACCAAGGUGCCAAGUUCAGAGAGCACCAGUUCUCCAAGAUUGACACCAUCGCGGCCGACGAGAGCUUCACUCAGUCAGACCUGGGCGAUCGCAUUCUUAAAUUAAACACGGAGGUGCGAGAGGUGGGGCCCAUUACCAAGAAGGGCUUUUACUUGGCCUUUCAGGACGUGGGGGCUUGUGUGGCUCUCGUGUCGGUGCGAGUGUACUUUAAAAAAUGCCCCUUCAUGGUGAAAAACCUGGCCAUGUUUCCCGACACAGUGCCCAUGGACUCACAGUCACUGGUGGAGGUGAGAGGCUCCUGUGUCAAUAACUCGAAAGAGGAGGAGCCACCUAAAAUGUAUUGCAGUACAGAGGGAGAGUGGUUGGUGCCCAUUGGGAAAUGCCUUUGCAACAUAGGCUAUGAGGAACGUGAAGUCAGUUGCCAAGCCUGCCGGCCUGGUUUCUAUAAGGCCUCCUCUGGGAAUCUGGCCUGCUCCAAGUGUCCUCCACACAGCUACGCACACCAGGAGGGCUCCGUGCACUGCGACUGUGAGAAGAACUAUUUCCGUGCAGAAGGGGACCCUGCCUCUAUGGCUUGUACUCGGCCUCCCUCUGCUCCAGGGAACGUGAUCUCGGUCAUUAACGAGACGUCAGUGAUCCUGGACUGGAGCUGGCCCGCGGACACGGGUGGCAGGAAGGAUGUGACAUUUAAUGUGGUGUGCAAGCGCUGCUGGCCGGGGCCCAGGCAGUGCGAACCCUGUCGGGGAGCCGUGCGCUUCCUGCCCCGUGCUUCUGGCCUCACCAACACCACGGUAACCGUCGCAGACCUGCUGGCCCACACCAAUUACACGUUUGAGAUUGAAGCACAGAACGGCGUGUCCUCUCUGGCCCCAGCCCUUCGCCAAUUCGCAGCUGUCACAAUAACGACCAACCAAGCAGCACCAUCUCAGGUCACGGUUAUCAGGAAGGACAGAACAUCCCGAAACAGCAUCUCACUGUCCUGGCUGGAGCCAGAAAGACCCAAUGGAAUAAUUUUGGACUAUGAGGUCAAGUACUAUGAGAAGCAGGAACAAGAGACCAGCUACACCAUCCUGAGGUCCAAAGGCACCAACGUGACACUGAGCGGGCUGAAACCAGACACCACCUAUCUGCUGCAGAUAAGAGCGCGCACGGCCGCUGGCUAUGGCAGCAGCAGCCGCAAAUUUGAGUUUGAGACCAGCCCAGACUCUUUCUCCAUCUCCAGCGAGAACAGUCAGGUGGUGCUGAUAGCCAUCUCCUCCGCCGUGGCUAUCAUCCUCCUCACCGUGCUUCUCUACGUCGUGAUUGGCAGGUUCUGCGGUUCGAGCAAAUCCAAACAUCCAGAUGAGAAAAGGCUUCAUUUUGGCAACGGUCACUUGCGACUCCCAGGCAUAAGGACCUAUGUGGAUCCACACACUUAUGAGGACCCUAGCCAGGCUGUGCAUGAAUUUGCUAAGGAGCUGGAUGCGUCUUGCAUAGCCAUUGAUAAAGUGGUUGGUGCAGGAGAGUUUGGGGAGGUGUGCAGUGGACGCUUAAGGUUGCCCUCUAAGAAGGAAAUUUGUGUGGCCAUCAAAACUCUGAAAACAGGAUACACGGAGAAGCAGAGGCGGGACUUCCUGAGUGAGGCGAGCAUCAUGGGACAGUUUGACCAUCCCAACAUUAUCAGACUGGAGGGCGUGGUCACUCGUAGUAAGCCAGUGAUGAUUGUGACAGAGUACAUGGAGAACGGUUCUUUGGACAGCUUCCUGCGAAAACAUGAUGCCCAGUUCACUGUGAUCCAGCUGGUCGGCAUGCUGCGUGGUAUCGCCUCAGGAAUGAAGUAUCUCUCAGACAUGGGCUACGUGCACAGAGACCUGGCUGCACGCAACAUCCUGGUCAACAGCAACCUCGUGUGUAAAGUGUCAGACUUUGGCUUAUCCAGAGUGCUGGAGGAUGAUCCAGAGGCUGCAUAUACAACAAGAGGUGGCAAGAUCCCAAUCAGGUGGACGGCACCGGAGGCCAUUGCCUACCGCAAGUUCACCUCAGCCAGCGAUGUAUGGAGCUACGGGAUUGUGCUGUGGGAAGUCAUGUCCUAUGGAGAGAGGCCUUAUUGGGAGAUGUCCAAUCAGGAUGUUAUCAAAGCAGUUGACGAGGGCUACCGACUCCCUCCACCCAUGGACUGCCCUGCGGCCCUGUACCAGCUGAUGCUGGACUGCUGGCAGAAGGACCGCAACAACCGGCCCAAGUUUGAGCAGAUUGUCAGCAUUCUGGACAAGCUCAUCCGCAACCCCAGCAGCCUGAAGAUUACAGCCAACACCACCUCCAGACCAGCCAACUUGCUCCUGGAUCGGAACAGCACAGAUAUCACCUCCUUCCGCACCAUGGGCGACUGGCUAGAGAGUGUGAGGACACUACCUUGCAAGGAGGCCUUCAGUGGGGUCAGCUACAGCUCGUGUGAUACUCUGGCCAAGACCUCAGCAGAAGACUUCAAGAAAAUUGGUGUAACCAUCGUUGGACCUCAGAAGAAGGUUGUGAGCAGCAUCAAAGCACUUGAAACACACACAAAGGACGGCCCCGUUCCUGUGUAA
Messenger RNA from Chanos chanos (milkfish), 2946 nucleotides. It is a transcript of the gene epha3, whose product is annotated as eph receptor A3. Gene Ontology annotation, cellular component: plasma membrane; dendrite. Lineage: Eukaryota; Metazoa; Chordata; Actinopteri; Gonorynchiformes; Chanidae. Gene Ontology annotation, molecular function: ATP binding; protein binding; transmembrane-ephrin receptor activity. Gene Ontology annotation, biological process: ephrin receptor signaling pathway; protein phosphorylation; axon guidance. Bases 1 to 2946 code for a protein of 981 amino acids. The record is from RefSeq and is a predicted model, not a curated record. The transcript has 17 exons.